AUGUUUCAAAGGCCCAUCAUCGGCAGUUUGGCAGUCCCCGCCGGCGGCCGCGUCACGCGCCGCAAGGGCCUGCGCCGCGCCGCCUACGCCACGCCGCUCCUAACCGUCGCAAUCGCCAGCACGCUGCGCGUAGCUGCCGCGCGGCUGCUGGGCUUCCGCGGCGCCCACGACUGGCCGCUGCGGGAGGAGCUCUUCAUCGUCUUUCUCCGCGCCCUGCUUGAGUAUGGGGACAUCGCAGUGUGGCGCGUCUUCUUCCAGUUCGUCUGCCCAAAUCCCCUAAAGCUGCCGCCGGGGAUGCGCGACGCGCCGGCGGCGCUGGCGGGCAGCCGCAGCGUCUGGUACGAGCUGGCGCCUGAGCUGCUGCCGGCGCAGCCGAGGGGCCGCGUCAACAUGAUGUUCAUCCACGGCGGCGCGUUCAUUGCCGGGUUCGCGCGGCAGUACCAGAACACCUACGUCUGGUGGCUGAAGCAGCUGGCGCGUCGCGGCAUCGCGGCCAAGAUACUGAGUGUGGAGUACCCACUGGCGCCUGAGCACCCAUACCCCGCAGCCAGGGACGUCGUUGAGGCUGAGAUCCUGUGGCUCCUGGAGCAGUCCGGGGACACCCCCGUCAUCAUCGGUGGCGACUCCGCAGGCGGCAACCUGGCUGUGAGCGGGCUCGCCCACCUGCGGGACACCGGCCGCCUGCCGCGGCCGCCGGCGGGCGCGCUGCUCAUUUCGCCGUGCGUGGACGCGACAGGGACCAGCAUCUUCAGCCAGCGGGACGACGGCGGCGCGGGGCGGUACGACUACCUGCCGCGCGACAAGCUGCACGAGGGGCUGCCCUUCUUCUACUCGCACGAGCUGCUGUCGCCGUACGUGUCCCCCACGCGGCUGGAGAGCUUCGAGGGGCUGGCCCAGCAGGAGAUCAUGACCAUAAGUGGAGAGGCAGAGCUCAUGGCCCCCGACAUCCGGGCGUUUGCAAAGAAGGUGCAGGCCGCAUCUGAUGCGUCCCUUUCAUCAGGGUCCCCCGGCGCCUUCAGGGCGACGUAUCUGGAGGAGCCCGGCUGCGUGCACAGCUGGCCCAUGCUGCUGUUCCCGCGCCUCAGGGUCAAGCAGGAGCCGAUGUUCCAGUUCAUCGACCGGAUGAGCGGCGCGCCGCAGCUGCCCAACUAG
Messenger RNA from Monoraphidium neglectum, 1152 nucleotides. Its product is annotated as Esterase. The coding region runs from base 1 to 1152 and encodes 383 amino acids. Gene Ontology annotation, molecular function: hydrolase activity. The record is from RefSeq and is a predicted model, not a curated record. The transcript has 7 exons. NCBI's taxonomy places the organism in Eukaryota, Viridiplantae, Chlorophyta, Chlorophyceae, Sphaeropleales, Selenastraceae.